UAUAUACUCUCCAAUUCCACGUUCCAGGGGCGGAAGGUUAAUUUUUAUAUGCAUGAGCGCCCGGAGUAAAAACAACGGCACCGAUAGACGAACCCUUGUUUCACAAAAAUAGACUCGCUCGGAACUCACGCACCAUGGCAUCCAGCACCAGCUACAGCCACGAACUCGAGAUCGCUCUUCUCACCGUCCAGCGGGCUUCAUUGCUCACGAAGCGAGUUGUCACAGCACUGGACAAAGGUGUCACCGACAAGAGCGAUGCGAGUCCCGUAACCAUUGCCGAUUUUGCAGCACAGGCUUUGAUCAUCAGUGCCCUGCAUCGGAAUUUCCCUGCAGACGGGUUCAUUGGCGAAGAGAGCGCAGAAGCUCUCCGGAGCAAUCCCGAGCUAUGCGACCGAGUCUGGGAGCUGGUGUCCACGACCGCACUAGAGGACCCCAACGGUGAGCCAGUCCUAGGACAAGUGAAGUCCAAGGAGGAGAUGUUGGAAGUGAUCGACCUGGGAGCGGGCUCCGAGUCGAAAAGCGGCAGAACCUGGAUUCUCGAUCCUGUCGACGGCACGGCCACGUUUAUGCGCAACCAGCAGUACGUGGUAUGUUUGGCCUUGGUCGAGGGUGGGAAGCAGAAACUCGGCGUUCUGGGCUGUCCGAACCUGUUGAUCGGCCCCACCGGUGAGGUCCGGGAGGAUCUCGUGGAUACUUCUGGGUUAGGCCAGAUGCUCUCGGCCAUCGAGGGCCAAGGGGCAUAUAUCCGACCGAUUACUCGUGGUAAAAUCGCGACUCCGAAGAAACUGGACAAGAUCAAUGAUGUUGUAGAUCCAGCCAAGAUCCGGUGGUGCGACUCCCUCGCCAGCAACAGCAUCACUCCGCAGAACCACCGUGCCGUCGCGGAGAAGAUCGGAUCUUAUGGCUGGCCGGGGACGGACAUCUGGGCCAUGCAGAUGAAGUAUGUCGCGCUGACACUCGGUGCUUGUGAUGCCAUGGUGCGGAUUCCUCCGAAGAAGGCGUACAGGGCAUCCGUGUGGGAUCAUGCUGGCGGCCAGCUUCUGUACACUGAGGUCGGGGGAGCGCUGUCGGACACGACGGGCAAGCCGUUUGAUUUCGGGCUAGGUAGGUCUCUUGAAGCCAAUCUUGGUUUGAUUGCGGCACCGCCUAGUAUACAUCCCAGGUUGGUGGAGGCCGCGAAAGAGGUCAUUGCGACUGCAGGCGACGAAGAGUGGACGGAUACACGACAUGCAGGUGAGAAGUUUGUGUCGGGUGCCUAAGACGUUGCAACUAGCAACCUGGAGAGCACCACUGCGAGUGGCUUUGUCUUUUAUGCAGCACGAGCUUUCGAGACAAGACCAUGGCUCGCUUUCAAUCGGAAAAAAGUACGCAUGCCACUCUUUGCUGGUCCUUCUCGUCUUCAAGGCAGCAGCACCAAAUCGGGAGUGUUUUUUUUCGCCUACCCGCGGUUCUACUUUGCCACGAUGUCCAGUUGAAAGAAUUAUCUGAUGCCACUAAGGACUCGCUUGUACAAGGCAAGCUACAAAGCAGAUUGGAGAAAGAGACCGAGGGGCCGGUGGUCGCGUGGCCUGCGAGGUGGCACAAACAACCUCUAUAGUCAAGGAUGUAUAGGAGACUCGCAAAUGCUCAGGAAACUCCCAUGCACACAGCUGAGCAUGGUCACCGUCGACACAACCCAAUCCAACAGAUAUAUGACAGAUCCAGGCCGAUGGAAAAUGAUAUGCGCCUCACAAACUUGGGUGGAUAGACGUUCUAGACCUGCCUGUGGGGGUGUACUUCAACGACGCUUGUAGCGUCUUUCAGAAGCGAGGGUGAAUCUUUGAGGAGCUUGAGUAGCGCCAGCAGCAUGACCAGGCCAGCUCAACACAUAGGUCCCACCAUGGCAAAAAUUGUGAAGCCGUACGACGCCUGUUGAAAGGCAGCAUUCGCCUGAAGGCGGUCCGUGGCAAGGCCGACUUGCCUCGCGGUAAGCACCAAGGCCAUGGAGAUUGUGUUGAUGCUCAUCGAGACGAGAUUGUCAUGCCCGAAGGCGCUGUAGCUGUGGCGGCCGCCCAGGUAUUGGUCAAAGCCCCGAAGCUGCGUGAAUAGCAUGGUCUUGCUGUUACGGGAGAUGCCUUGGCAGGGUCGUGCUUUGCGAUCUCUUGCCAACUUCUUCCACGCCGCCCAGCUCUCGAUUUCAUCAGGCAAGAGCAUCUUCUUGUUGGCAAGAAGGAAGUCGUUCUCCGAUGAUAUGAGGCAAAUGUACGUGUAGAGGAAUCCCAAGGCGACUUUCCUGAGCGGAGCUCUGCACUGCUCAAGGGAAAGGAAGGAGUCUUGUGGUUGAUCAUUCGCCGGCACAUUCAGCCCCGGCCGCCUACUCUCACACUCGCGUUGUUUAUGACAUUCCAGCUGGCUCGACCAGAAGCCUGGAUCGAGGAGGUGCCGUGGAACAGGCUUGAGAAAGAUCCUUCCAUCGUUGUCCCAGAGAAGGUGGAGGUGCAUACGGUCCGCAACGACAAUGGCCCGGCCCAUAGCCACCUGAAGGUGCAGUUGGGUGGCGCAGCGCUUUGAGCCGAUAAACCACAAAUGGGUUCAUCGCCUUGUCCAAGGCUGCGAGCGACAGUUCUGUUUCCAGGACGUGACCGCCAUUUUUGGAAGGGUCGGCGACAACGCGGCGCUUUUUCUUCUGCCUUGUUUCCUGAUCGGCAGCCUCGCAAUAAUAGUGAUAGAAAGCCGGGAAAAGAUCAUCACCCUCUUGAGUGCCAUCACCUUGCUCCUUCAGCACCUUGGCUGCGAACUACACUUUUACAGUCAAUAUGAGAAGGACAUGCUAUUCUCUUCAAGCUGUGCAAAUGGACAGCUUACCGGCAAAGUUUGAGGGCGUUCUCGGGCCAUAUAGAUGUGCGAACACGCCUGGGAAACUGCUCGUUGGCGCCAAAAGAGCACCAUCGACGCUGUCUGCCCGGACGUUUUGUUGAUAUCCAAGGGCCAGGCUAGGCAGACGACUAGACCCAGAAGCUGACCAGAGCCUCAUCAGGAGUCUAGAGGCCGUGUGAUCUGUUGUGUGACCAACGUCUGGCCAACCAAAAUGAUGAUCAAGAUUUAUUGCGCAUGCUUUGUAGCAUGUUCCCCCAUCACUGGGGCUCGCUGGGCCUCACCGGUUACACCUCAAGCACAGCCCAGACCGUCCUGUGCCAGGGGUAGCUGCAUGUGGCUGGCACUACCAGCACCCUCGUCUCGCGGAUGGAAGAGCUAUACAAAAUGCGAGGCGUCAUCUCGGCCAUUGGUGCUGCACCGCCAUGGGAAGACCCUCGUGCCAUUGACUCGUUGAGGAGUCAGGAUGCAAGCUACUGCUUAUGGAGUUAAUGAGAUCUUGUAUGCUGCUUCAGGGCGAUCAUUUAGAGGGCACACUGUGCCAGCUAUCUGGUUCACCACAAAAGGACUUACACCUAGUAUGCAGCAUUUCUUCUCCCCUCCAAAUACCCACCGUCUACACGGCUCUCUUCCUCACGAGAAGCAGUUGAUGUCAGAUGCUCUGUGACAUGUCAGUGAGACUUGUCUAACGAAACACGCGCCAAGGUUACCAGUUCACACAAACUCGCAACACAGUUACAACCUGUGGCCACCCCAGCUGCCCAUUGCAGACACAGUCGGUGAAGGUAUCGAGGGCAAUAUAUAUUCAAGCAACUAUUCUCCUCACUCAGCUCUAGAAUAUGGCAGAACACAGUCCUUUCCAACAAUGGAUCAUUGGAGGAAACGACGCCGAUGCCAUACGUGGGAAUGUUCGCUUGUGUCAAGUGGACCCUGAGCAAAGGGAGGAGUGAAGCAGACAUUGACAUGUAUGACCGCGCCCAUGGAGCCUUUUUCAGCUUCUCUAGCUACUAUUAGAGGGGCUGCUUAACCGUCUUAUGUAUUCAAGGAUUCUGUUGAGAGAGCAUGAUGCGCUAUUGAUGUUGCACAUUGCCUUCCAAGUUGUUAAGUGAUUGCUGUCGUUUGUCGUUUGUGAUUUGUCGUUGAACUUCUG
Messenger RNA from Exophiala dermatitidis NIH/UT8656, 4003 nucleotides. Its product is annotated as 3'(2'),5'-bisphosphate nucleotidase. The record is from RefSeq and is a predicted model, not a curated record. The coding region runs from base 135 to 1259 and encodes 374 amino acids. The transcript has a single exon. NCBI's taxonomy places the organism in Eukaryota, Fungi, Ascomycota, Eurotiomycetes, Chaetothyriales, Herpotrichiellaceae. Gene Ontology annotation, molecular function: 3'(2'),5'-bisphosphate nucleotidase activity. Gene Ontology annotation, biological process: sulfate assimilation.